AUGUCUUGUCACUCACAUUGCUCUCACGAACACCAUGACUCGCCUCCAGUACCAACAAACGCUUCACAGACAUUGAUAGGUUACAUUGAUGUGGCUAAAGUGCGUGGUCUUAACGUGGCAAAUCCACCUGAGGAUGUAGUCAAGUUAUUCACCAAAGACAGAACUACUAUUGGACCAAUAGUACGCAGUGAUUGUGAUAGUCAGAUCAUCAUUCACAUUCCAUUCAUAAAUAGUUCGGUUAAACUAUAUCUGAUCUUGUUGAGAACCAGUCAAGAUAUCCUCCAUUGUCCCAAGACCAUCAAGUUGUACAAGAAUGACACGGAGAUUGACUUUGAUAAUGUGGACCAUAAGAAACCUACACAUAUAUUAGACCAUCCGCUUAUAGGACUAGACUUUGAUAUGGUUUCUGAUGAUACGGUGGAAGAUGAAGACGACGGAGUAGUGGAACAUUAUUUACCCCGACAAAAGUUUACCGGACUUACAAGUCUUACUAUUUUCAUAGCUGAUAAUUGGGCAGAAGAUGAUGACGAAGAGGUGGAAUUGAGUCGCAUAGAAUUGAGAGGUUCGGCUACAGAAUUACGCAAAGAAGCAGUGGUCGCAUUAUAUGAACUGGCAGCUAAUCCUGCUGACCAUAAUAUUGAGUUCUUGAAGGAAACUGGUACCCAGGGGUUAUGA
Molecule: messenger RNA, 675 nt
Organism: Lizanozyma spartinae
Lineage: Eukaryota; Fungi; Ascomycota; Pichiomycetes; Serinales; Debaryomycetaceae
Exons: 1
Coding region: 1-675 (224 amino acids)
Cellular component (GO): nucleus
Source: RefSeq, a predicted model, not a curated record